Messenger RNA from Vicia faba (fava bean), 507 nucleotides. The record is from the annotation of a GenBank genome assembly. NCBI's taxonomy places the organism in Eukaryota, Viridiplantae, Streptophyta, Magnoliopsida, Fabales, Fabaceae.
AUGUAUCACAUGAACCAUCUUCAACAAGAACCUCGCGAGGACAUGGAUGUGAAGGAUUAUGAUAUUAAUGACAAAAUUGCUUUGAGGAAUACCGACAUUGUUUUAGACCGAAAUGGAAAAUUUCAGUUUCAGGCUUCUUAUCGUCCUCCUCCAAUUCUAGCUGAUGGAUAUUCUCAUGAAAUGACUUACAACAAGAUUUUCUCCGUUGAAGCAACUAUGAUGCGUCAUCACCAAGAGAAUAAAUUUGAAUUCACUUCUUUGAAAAGGAUGAUGAUAAAUCUUCUUAAGCAAACCCGGAAGAAAAAUGUUCAAGAGGAAACUCAAGAGAGUGGUGAAGAAGAAGAAGAAGAAGAAAGUGGUGAAAAUGAAGAAGUGGUGAAGAUGAUGAGACAAAGUAGAGAACAUCUCGGAAAGUGGCUAAACAUGUCAUUUAUAUUACUUAUGCUAUUAUGUUUUUCAAUUUCCUUUUCCAAGUACUUUUUUUUAUCCAUAUUUUGUUUUGAAUAA